Molecule: messenger RNA, 891 nt
Organism: Olea europaea var. sylvestris
Lineage: Eukaryota; Viridiplantae; Streptophyta; Magnoliopsida; Lamiales; Oleaceae
Product: germin-like protein subfamily T member 1
Exons: 1
Coding region: 78-755 (225 amino acids)
Cellular component (GO): cell wall
Molecular function (GO): manganese ion binding
Source: RefSeq, a predicted model, not a curated record
UCCCAAUAUUUAAGCAUGGCUACUUACAGAUGAAUUACAUCAUAAUUCAUUUGCUCUUAGCCAAAAAACAUUAAGGCAUGGCUAUUGUGAAAAACCAAUCAGGCAGUUAUGUUCAGUUCACAGUGAUCCUGAUAGGUUUAUUACUAUUUCCAUUGCCUUCUCAAUCUUCAGAUCCUGAUCCUUUACAGGAUUUCUGCAUCGGGGACACAAAAAGCGAGUUUUCCGUUAAUGGAUUUCCGUGCAAGCCUGCCACGAAAGUCACUUCAGACGAUUUCUUUUUCGACGGGCUAAGCCAAGAGGGAAACACGAGUAAUCUCUUUGGAAGCAAUGUAACCCAAGCCAAUGUUGUGGCAUUUCCGGGCCUCAACACGCUCGGGAUCUCCAUGAAUCGAGUCGAUAUUGCUCCAGGGGGAAUCAAUCCACCCCACUCCCAUCCACGAGCGACCGAGACCGGAGUUCUGAUCAACGGGAAGCUCCUGGUUGGAUUGAUAACAACUGGGAAUGUGUUUUACUCCAAAAUCUUGAGUCCUGGACAAAUGUUUGUGAUUCCUAAGGGACUUGUACAUUUCCAGAUGAAUGUUGGAGAAGAAAAGGCUUUGACUUUCACUGCUUUUAACAGUCAUUUGCCUGGUGCUGUUGUCGUUCCGACGAAUCUUUUUGCUUCAAAGCCUUCUGUUCCUGAUGGUGUUUUAACCAAAGCUUUUCAAGUUGAUAAAAGAGUGAUCGAUGAAAUCAAAUCCAAGUUUGGCGCUUAACACUGUUUUCUGGGAAUACUUUAUACUUUUGGGGGUUGAAGUUUGCAUGUUCUUUUAUAGCUCAAAAGAGGGGGAAAAAAUUGGAAAUAAGAUAUUCAAAUAAGACAUUUUUUUUAUGUAUCUCACCAGAAAAUCA